UUGUGAUUAUUAAUAUAAACAAUCAGACUGAUAUGUUCAGUGAUUAUUUACAUAAACAAUCGAAAAUCGAUAUUGAUAGUUAAAUGAAGUGUCCCGUUAUUGUGCUGUGUGGUGUUUGUUUUGUGGCAGUGCGAGUUCUUAUAACUUCAGUCUUAUGUUACAUUAUAAACAUUGCGAGACUUGUGUAAUAUGUUUCAAUAAAACCAAAUAUUUAGAUCUUAUUUGCGAGAAAAGGAAGGAAGAUGACUAGACUUAUUGACUUUCAUUUAAAAUUGUUAAAAAAUGUGAUCGUAAGAGUGUCGUUAAAUUUGAAGUUUUGACGCUGACGCUAGCAUGGUUCGUGCAUGAUGAAAUGGCAAUCAACAUUAUGCUGUAUCAUGAUGCUUAUGUGGCCCAAGAGUACGUCGCAGGAAUCCUUCACCGGUAUCAAUACAAUUUUACGAGGGUUCAUCGGCAGGACGACGAACUCGGACGAUCUAGAAACAAUACCGAUACAGGAUGAAGACUUGGAGAACACAUCGUUGGCUCCGGACUUGAUGUCAAGUCUGUCUGCAAGUUUGGAAACGAGAGAUGAUUCUGUAAAUGAAAUGCAUUCCACUACGCACUUAAUUCCAAGUGCAGAAAUACAUGGACUUUCGGUCCCAACAGAAAUUAACUUCAAUCGUUACAAAGUUCAACACGCGGGUCUGCCGAGCGGUGUCCAAGUGACCCCGCUACCUCUCGUCGGCUCCGACCACGAGUUAAUGUUUAAUGUAACAUGGAACCCACCGACUGGUCCGCAAGUUCGUGAAUAUUCUCUAGAGGUCCACAGUUUGACUGACACAGUGGACUGCAGAUCAAACUUGUGCUACGAAUACAACAUUCCAGGGGAAUCGCUCUGGAGUGUGAUCCCAGCAUAUGCCAGUCCAGUACCCGAAGGUUGUGCAGUGAGACCAGGUUGUGCAUAUCUAGUGAAGUUAAUUGCACAUCCAUGGGAUGGUCACACAGUUGCUAAUCUGUUGGUUGAACUUGCUGAAUGUGUAGCUGGAAUUUGUUCCUGCGCCCACGCACCAAGACUACCAACGCCUAAAGUAUCAGCAAAAAUCCUAUCGAUACAAGGGGAGCUGUUUGUAAAUGUCACGUGGACUUUACAAAAACCGAAGGAAUCGCGACGGCUACCACCAAGAUUGAAGAAAAGCUUUUAUUUUGUCAGUAUUGGGAAACAAAUGGUGUCAGAUGUACAUCCCGCCCCUUGGUUCGCCUACACGAUAUCGCGAAGAGUUGAUGCAGUAGGAUUCGUCGUCGAACCAGAUGCGAGUCAAUGGCAGCUGCUCCCAGUCACAGAACGCAGCGGCCAACGAAGCGAUAAGCGGAGCGAUCAAAACAUCUUGCUUGACGUUAAGCUAUUAGCUCGAGUUAGCUUGGUCGACGAACGAGGAUGCAUCGGCCCGCCAGGAAAUACUACAGCUUAUGAUCCGGCAUAUGUCAGAAGAUCUCCUAUUGGUGCAUUUGCGUUGUGGGCUGCAUUUGGAGGAGCCUGCAUGUUGGGGAUAGUUGCAGUACUAGCCUGCAGUGCAAGAGCAGUUAAGAGAGUGUUAAAUGCAUUCCGUCCCACUUCUGCAUCCACUGCACUGCAACCUUUAGGUCAUCGACCACUUUGGUUCCCGCUCGGCACAAACAGCGAUAUUCCAUGUCGAGGUCAAAUGGAAGAAAGCCCGCUCUACGUACAUAAGGAAUUUGAGACCGAAGAAAGUGAUGUUGAUCACUUUGAAGUAAGCCGGUCUCGCGUACAUCUUGGCGCACUGAUCGGCAGCGGUGCGUUUGGGCGCGUACACGCAGCUCAACUGGACAUGGCGGGCGGAGAAACUAUAACAGUGGCUGCUAAAAUGUUAUCUGAUAACGCCACGGAGGAAGAGAUGCAAGACUUCCUUCGAGAAAUAGUCAUGUUGAAACAUGUCGGCUCACAUAAACAUGUCAUCAGACUGAUAGCGUGCUGCACGCGGCGGUCGCCACUAAUAGCGCUUUUAGAACAUGCUCCAAGAGGAGACUUGCUCACUCUACUUCGAGCGGCAAGAGGACGGCGAAACAUUGAUGAACAAAAAACAAGUGGAUCAAUUUCUGAACGUGGCCCCAACGGUCGCCCGUCUGAAGCUGAUACGGAGUAUACCAACUUGAGUGAUUCCGAUCCACCAAUUUGUGAAAAUUCAGACGGCAAGCUAUAUAUUGAUGCUAAUGAGACAAAGAGCAAGGAUCACUACGUGGCUGAACCAGCGUUACAGCUGGAUAGCGCAACGAUGCGCGAAUAUGCUUUGCAAGUAGCACUAGGUAUGCAACAUUUAGAAGAAAGGGGCAUCACCCACCGGGAUCUUGCAGCCCGAAAUAUUCUAGUCGACGGCGCUGGAGUUCUGAAGGUUGCGGAUUUUGGGUUAUCUCGUUCUGGGGUGUACGUGCACACCCGAUCCCGUCCUGUACCCUUAAGAUGGCUGGCUCCAGAGGCGAUAUACAACUCAAAAUAUUGGAGCGCAAGCGAUGUUUGGGCUUUCGCUGUUUUGCUAUGGGAGAUUGCUACUCUAGGCGGCUUUCCUUACGCUGAGUUAAGCAACCGAGAAGUUCCCCAAUUCUUGUCAGAAGGAGGACGGCUGCCAAAGCCAGCGCGCGCUUCGCCCCGUCUCUACCAACUCAUGACCGAAUGUUGGUCCGAAAACGCCCAAGACAGACCAACGUUUACCGAAAUCGUCGAGAAACUGACAGUCCAACAACAAUUGUACGUUGAUCUCGAUUGUGUAUUCCCUCCAAUAGAGGACAACUUCACUACCCUUAGCGAUUACGAUUUCACAAAACAGAACGACAUACACGUUGAUCGGUGACAUACUUAAAGACUGAAUAAUAUUAUUGUUGUUAUUAUUUCCAAUGUUUUACAUAUUAAAUGUACGUAAGCUGUAAAAUUGUUUUUGUUUCAAAAUCUUAUUGUUGUUGUCCUUUCGUGAAUGUAUACAAUGU
Molecule: messenger RNA, 2979 nt
Organism: Nymphalis io (European peacock)
Lineage: Eukaryota; Metazoa; Arthropoda; Insecta; Lepidoptera; Nymphalidae
Exons: 15
Coding region: 345-2846 (833 amino acids)
Biological process (GO): cell surface receptor protein tyrosine kinase signaling pathway; multicellular organism development; protein phosphorylation
Cellular component (GO): signaling receptor complex
Molecular function (GO): transmembrane receptor protein tyrosine kinase activity; ATP binding
Source: RefSeq, a predicted model, not a curated record